Messenger RNA from Aspergillus pseudoviridinutans, 855 nucleotides. RefSeq lists its product as uncharacterized. The transcript has a single exon. The record is from RefSeq and is a predicted model, not a curated record. Bases 1 to 855 code for a protein of 284 amino acids. Lineage: Eukaryota; Fungi; Ascomycota; Eurotiomycetes; Eurotiales; Aspergillaceae.
AUGCGUAAACCGCUCCUCGUAACAACCGUCCCGAUCCCAAUCGACGAUCUCAAACUUGGCAGUCUGAUCAUCGACCGCUCCCACCCGACGCAAAACGUUUACGCCCCAAUCGACAUCCAACUACAAGAUGCACCGACUGAAACAGUCCUCAAGGGGACCCAGAAGAACUAUAAGACCCUUGUGCGCACGUACAGUCGGACCGCUCUGCGGCCGCAUCUGAGCGUGCUGGGCUGGGAUUUUACCCGCGAGCAUCCCGACGUGGCGGUGCAAAUUGAGGCGUUGGAGGGGUUUACGUAUGAGCUGCGGAAUCCGCUGCAAUGGUUCAAUGCGUUGAUCGAGCAACCUGGUUCGCGCGAGUGGCUGCAAACCAUGAACCGGCGUGCUGCGGAUAUUUUCCUGGUUACGGGGUGUCGGUCGUUCCGAGAUGCGAAGGUGACGUUGAACAGGAAGCACCAAAAGACUAAUGGUAUCAAUGUCAUGGUCGACAUUGGCAUGGUCGCUUCCGCUGCUGCUGGUGCUCCGCUGCCCGUCCCUACCGGCCAGGAGAUCGGGAUCCAGGCGGAGCAGAAGACACUUCACCAACAGAACGAGCAAUAUGUGGCACCUGGCGAACAAGUAUUUGCAAUCCAAUAUAAGAAACUCAAAUUCAAAACCUUCCCUCGGGAUGGUGUCCGGCAAGCAUCCGUGGGCUUGUCGACGCUCUGGGAGGAUGUCCUCGUGCAUCAUGGGGAAGCAGCGCCAGCCAACUUGAUCGCCGUGCAACUGGAUGAUGCGGUGCAGGUGGGCAGACCGACGACCAGGGUGUCCGAUGAGGGGGAAGAGGAUAUAUAUUUUGUCGUCGAUGGAGACCACUAA